This is a messenger RNA of Peronospora farinosa, 804 nucleotides long. Lineage: Eukaryota; Oomycota; Peronosporomycetes; Peronosporales; Peronosporaceae. The record is from the annotation of a GenBank genome assembly.
AUGGCUCGUCGGGUCGUCUACUGCGCCGUGCGACUCGCGGCUUUGAGACGACCGGUUGUUUCGGUUGGUGUUGCUCCUUCUACAUGGACUCGUCUGUCUCUUUCUGUACCUUUGAAAGCAUCAGUGAAUCUGUAUCCGACACGAUCGUUUGCGAAAGUGAAGAAGAGUAAAAACAAUAAGAACAAAUCCACUACAUUUGCUGCUCUUGUGGCCGAUGAGGAUGCUUUAGAUGGAAGGGAUGAGGAAGACGGAGGUGCUGUACAAGCACUGGAGAAGGCCAAGAAAAAUAUGAACGGUGCCGUUGUGAAUUUCACGCGUGCAUUGAGUCAGAUGCGACCGGGUCGAGCAGAUGCCGGUGUUUUCGAUGAGCUACACGUCCAGGCAUACGGUCAACACGUGCCACUUGCUCAAGUGGCGCAGGUGGCAGUGGUUGGUACACACGCACUGUGUGUGUCAGUAUAUGAUCCGUCGCUGAUGCAGGACGUAAAGAAAAGUAUUGAAGGCACAAAUCCAGUCUAUUCAGUGCGAGAAGAUGCAAGUUCUCUGGAGAUCUCCUUCCCCAAGAUGACAAAGGAGACGCGGGCUGAGUUGCUCAAAGCCGCCAAGAAGCAGGCGGAGCAGGCUCGACAGCAUGUGCGCCGUGUGCGUCAGGAUGCUAUGAACCAUGCGAAGAAACUCAAGGAAACUGUCUCGGAAGAUGCUAUGGAGGUGCAGAAGGAACGCAUCCAGAAAGUGACUGACGACGCCACGGCGGAGAUUGGCAAGCUACUGGAAGCCAAGGAGAAGGACCUCAAUACUGUCUAA